Adineta steineri is the source of this 894-nucleotide messenger RNA. The record is from the annotation of a GenBank genome assembly. NCBI's taxonomy places the organism in Eukaryota, Metazoa, Rotifera, Eurotatoria, Adinetida, Adinetidae.
AUGAGUUGUAGUCAUCGUCAACUUUCAUAUCAAUCAAAUGAUAUUAUCUAUCGAAAAACGUCUCUUCUUCAAUAUGAAUCUCCACGUUUAUUUGUUAAUCAUGAUAUAUCAAAUACAGAUUAUAAAAAAAUUUGCCGAGCAACUAUUUCUCCAUCUGUUCAACCAAUAUCAUUCUAUGACAAUAAAUUAAAUCUUUUUGAUCCAUAUUCAGAUUUUUGUCGACCUGCAGAUAUAUUAGAUUUUCUUUUUCCACCGAUUGAAUUUUUCAAUAAAACAAAUCAUAAAUAUAUACUAUGUGUUUCACGUAAUCCAGCAACAAAAACUGAUGUUUAUCAUUUAGAAAAACAACUUAAUCAUCGUUUAAAACUAUCUCAAGCUAAUGAAGUUGGUUUAUGUAAUCACCGUCGUGAAAUUUAUAAUGAAUGUUUCGACGAACUUAUUCGACAAGUAACUAUUGAAUGUAGUGAACGUGGAAUUUUAUUAUCACGUAUUUGUAAUACAUAUCGUCAAAUGAUAAAAGAUUAUUCAAAUAAUAAUUUAAGUGCAAAUGCUUAUGCAAUACGAACAUAUCUUCUUAAUGAACAAAUUAAAAAAAACCUAAAUAAUCAAAUUGAACAUUUAGAAUAUGAUAUCGAACAAUUAAAAAAACAAUUAAUUAAUAGUGAAGAUCAUUUUGAAAAUAUUCUGAAAUUCUAUACGAAAUUAAAAUCAUCAAAUCAAUAUAGAUAUCAAACAAUAAAUACAAUUGUGCCUUUAGAAUUACAACAAUUAAGAACUACGAAUAAAUUAUUAAAACAAGAAUUAGAAAAUGUUUUAUUAAAAAAAUUAAAUCUUGAUAUACCAGAUAGAAUAACUAAAAAUAAUGAAGAUGAAUUUGAAAAUAUAAUGAAAUAA